GCUGCCCCUCAGGGACGUUCAAGGCCAGCCAAGGGGAUGAAGGAUGUGUCCACUGUCCCAUCAACAGCCGGACAACCUCAGAGGGGGCCACGAACUGCGUGUGCCGGAACGGAUAUUACCGGGCAGACGCCGACCCCGUGGACAUGCCGUGCACCACCAUCCCAUCCGCCCCCCAGGCCGUCAUCUCCAGCGUGAACGAGACCUCCCUGAUGCUGGAGUGGACCCCCCCCCGGGACUCAGGAGGGCGGGAGGACCUGGUGUACAACAUCAUCUGCAAGAGCUGCGGGUCGGGCCGGGGGGCCUGCACGCGCUGCGGGGACAACGUGCAGUUCGCCCCCCGCCAGCUGGGGCUGACGGAGCCCCGGAUCUACAUCAGCGACCUGCUGGCACACACCCAGUACACCUUCGAGAUCCAGGCUGUCAACGGCGUCACCGACCAGAGCCCCUUCUCCCCGCAGUUUGCGUCCGUGAACAUCACCACCAACCAGGCUG
Lepidothrix coronata (blue-crowned manakin) is the source of this 492-nucleotide messenger RNA. RefSeq names its product ephrin type-B receptor 2-like. Gene Ontology annotation, cellular component: neuron projection. The transcript has 2 exons. The annotation marks the transcript as partial. Gene Ontology annotation, molecular function: transmembrane-ephrin receptor activity; protein binding. Lineage: Eukaryota; Metazoa; Chordata; Aves; Passeriformes; Pipridae. The record is from RefSeq and is a predicted model, not a curated record. Gene Ontology annotation, biological process: angiogenesis; axon guidance; central nervous system projection neuron axonogenesis.